Molecule: messenger RNA, 2171 nt
Organism: Carya illinoinensis
Lineage: Eukaryota; Viridiplantae; Streptophyta; Magnoliopsida; Fagales; Juglandaceae
Product: disease resistance protein RPV1-like
Exons: 2
Coding region: 69-752 (227 amino acids)
Biological process (GO): defense response
Source: RefSeq, a predicted model, not a curated record
UCGAAGGCAUAGUCCUAAACUUAACUUUUCAAAAGAGUGAAAAAUUGAGAGCUGAAGCCCUCUCAAAGAUGACAAAGUUAAGGAUUUUUAAGAUUGACCAUCGCUGCUUUUAUGGCAACUCAUCAGCAAUUGAAUGGAAUGGAGAUCCUUUAAAAUCCUUGUCAUCCAAUGAGUUGCGAGUCAUAGAAUUAGUUCGGUAUCCUUUGAAAUCCUUUCCGAGCAAUUUCCAAUCCGAUAAUCUGAUUGAUCUCAGCAUGCGUGAAAGCCAAGUAAAACAACUAUGGAAGGGAUCUAAGAGUUUAGGAAGCUUGAAACGCAUUGACCUGAGUUGGUCCAAAAACCUGAUCGAGACACCAGAUUUCAGCGGAAGCCCAAAUCUUGAGACACUAAACUUUUCAUGGUGUAGAAGUUUGUCUAAGGUCCACCCAUCCAUUGGAGUUCUCAAACGGCUUAAAUUGCUGGAUAUAAAUUCCUGCGGACGUCUUAAAAACCUUCCAGACAAAAUCAAUUUGAAAUCUCUUGAAAAAAUUUCUCUUUAUAAUUGUUUAAGACUUGAGAAGUUUCCAGAUAUUGUGGGAGAUAUGACAUCUUUGAAGGAAGUUACUUUGGGUUAUACUGCCAUAAAAGAAUUGCCGUUAUCAUUUAAGAAUUUAUCCGGCAUUUCUAGAGGAUUGUUUUUAGAUGGCUGCAAAAACCUUUCGAUUUUCCCCAGUGUUAUAUAUAGUUUGUCAUCUCUUACAAAACUGGAUUAACGCAACUGCCGAAGACUAGAGAAAUUUCCAGACUUGAGUAGCAUGGAAUGUUUGGAAUUUCUUAGAUUGGAGAGAACUGCUAUAACACAAUUGCCAUCCCCCAGUCUACGUCCAAAGAACAUCAAAGACUUGCGCCUUAGUGGAUGGAAAGGUUUGCCACCUAAAUCAAGAGAUUCGUGCUUACAUCUAUACUCAUCAAAAAAGAGCUCAGAUCCCAUCCAUGUCUCUUUUUUAUCAUAUUGCAGUAUAAAAAACUAUUCACAUGCCAUUUAUGUUGAAUAUAAAGGUAAGGGCGACAGUAUAUUGCAUGGUCUAGGAAUGUCUUUGCAGGCUGUUGACAAUCCAUUGAUGUAUGACUAUAAUGUGAGUCUCUCUCUCCCUAACUUUCAAGUUUUCAACACACACACACACACUAAAUCCCCGUUGUGUGAACAGUUUUAUUGGAAGUGGCUGUUUAAAAUACUGCAAUUAAACUCUUUUUGUUUUUACUUUGCAGAUUCUAUAUGGCUGGUCGUUGGUACAUGGAAUCCCAAAGUGGUUUGACAAUAGAAGUCCUGGUUCCUCUGUAAAACUUGAGUUGCACAAUAGUAAGUGGAAGGGAUGUGCUUUGUUCAUUCUUUAUGAAGUCCAUGACCAGACAGAGAAUUCGAAUUAUAGGAUUUUUGAGUCUGAGUUUGGUCCAUACAUCUGUUUUUCGUUUAAUUUUGAAACCGAUGAAGAUCCUGUAAAAAGAUGCGUUCCCAUUCAAGGCCCUCAAGUCUCUUCUGUUGGGGCGAUUGGGUUUUGGGUGUACAUAUCAGCACAGUGGUUUUCAGAACGAUGGAAUAAUUUGGAUGGAUGGAGCUACAUUAAAACUUCAAUUACAGCACACAAUCAGGGUUGGAGUGGCGAGAUUGAGGUGAAAGAGUGUGGGGUGCGUCUUAUAUGUUCGCAUGAUGCUUCACAAACGUUCUACAACAGCAUUGCUCCUCUUGGUUUCGAAUUGGAAUUCAUGGAAACGGGUAGCCGUGGCGUGGAUCCCCUCAAUAUCAUUGACCUUGUCAAGGAAAUUUAAAUUUAAUGUUGUUGCAUCAAUUGGUCCAUUCACAGAUCACAGCUUCCAGAUUAGUUGAGGCAAUUCAGCUGAAACUGAGGCUUCCCUCAAUUGCUAGAACUGCCCAAGCUUUUCUUGUUUCUGGGGCUAUAUGUUUCUCAAGUUUCUGGUAAGUCAUCCUCCGUCGGACCCUCUGCUCUUCAUCUCAAAUCUGUAAAAAGUAGCUCUCCAUUUGAUAGGUCCCAAUCAGAGCCACAAGCACAAGAACAAAUACUUACUAAUAUUCUCUGUGUCCUAUCAUAAUUUCUUUUUUGGUUCGUGAUUUAUAGCCAACAUGAAGUAACCUAAGCAAUAUAUACAAGUUCGUGAUUUCUCCUUUCAAUAAA